AUGGAGCGUAGCAGCUUGACUUUUCUCGUGAUAUUUGCUGUAACGCUGGUUCACGUGUGUGAUGGCCACACGGACACCUCGACAGGUGGGAGGAAAUUAGUUCCGGGUAGCGGGCUGACGCCACGGGACAACGCGGAGAGUGGUGAAAGAAGCCUUUCGGAGACCACCCAGACCCGGCGGGAUGUCGGGCUCCCGUUAAACGCAGCCCCGAGGACCGCUAGACACCCACGCAGCGUGACCCUCUCGCAGUCCAGAAACAGAGUGAACCGCCGGCAAAGCAAGUCCGGUACGGCGAGCAGCAGGCGACUUGUCGGACCAAAUGUGUGCGGUGGUCAGCAGUGCUGCUCCGGCUGGGCCGUGGCACCAGGAACCAACCGAUGCAUCAAACCCGACUGUCAGCCUCCCUGCCAGAACCGUGGCUCCUGCAGCCGGCCACAUACCUGCGUUUGCCGCUCGGGUUUCCAGGGGCCCCGCUGUGAAGAGGUGGCCCCCGAGCAGGUGUACAUCCAUGACAGAGGGUCUCUGAGGCGUGUGCAGCCGGGCAGCAACCCUUUCCAAAGAGACCAACCGCGGAGACGGCCCGCGGAUAGGCAAGCCAUUGAUAGCGCCAAGGUCCAGACCCCGCGACCUGCGACCACCAGGCAACCGGUCCAAACUGCGACCCAAGUGAGACGGGGACCCCCUGAAUCCUCCCCUCAGCUAACCGGGACCUCCCGUACCGUCAAGCGUUAUCCGUCAUCCUCUGGGCCGAUCACUUCCAACGCAUUGCCCGGCGGCAACGCCCACGGAAAUGAGCACAGGAACUUCCACGGGCAUGACAACGUGCGCUACUUCAACGGUCACAGGACAACCGCUAACAACCAACUUUACGGACAAUUCAACAAUGCAUUAUCACCAGCAGGGGCCAACCUCACCUCCAGCCUGGACCGCAUAAAGAUCGUCUUCACGCCUACCACGUGCCGUCGCGUGUGCAGCAACGGACGCUGCUACAAUAGCUGCGAGAAAGGGGACGUGACCACUGUGUACAGUGAGACUUCGCAGCAGCAGCAGCAGCAACAGCUGCAGCAGCAGCCAAAGACGCCUGGCUUCAGACUCUUCUUUUGUCAGAUUCCCUGUCUAAACGGAGGCCGUUGCAUUGGUAGAGACCAAUGUUGGUGUCCAUCUAACUCAACCGGGAAGUUUUGCCAUUUGCCAGCUCAACCUCACGCCAAGCCUGCCACUCACAAGGACUCCAGAAACUCUAGCCCCAAAUCUCCUUCCCACUCUACGUACACUUUACCGCUUUCUAAUCAGCAAGUCUCGCUCCACCCAUCCUUGGUUAAAGUCCACAUCCAGCACCCGCCGGAGGCCGAGGUCCGCAUCCAUCAAGUGGCUCGUGUCCAGCCAGGUCAGAGGUCCCCCGCCACGGAGGGGGCUCAUUCUGUCCAGCAGCGCUCGCAGCCCGGGAAUGGCCACGAAACCGCCAUCGAACACGCCGGCAGAAACGGAUACGCCGGCGUGGACGGCCACGCCAGACCGCACCACCGUCAAAACGGGCAUGUGGGAAGAUGCUUCCAGGAGACAGUUGACGGACAGUGUGGCAAGCCUCUACCAGGCCUAACCAAACAGGAUGAUUGCUGUGGAAGCAUUGGAGCCUCCUGGGGUCUCAACAAAUGCCACAAGUGUCCAACCAAACCAAUAUAUGCAGUGAUCGCAAAUGGACAAGUGGAAUGCCCUAUUGGAUAUAAAAGAAUGAACGCCACGCACUGUCAAGAUAUCAAUGAAUGCCUCCUACCCGGAAUAUGUAAGAACGCUGAGUGUCUCAACACCAAAGGAAGCUACAGGUGCACGUGUAAACCUGGUUUCAUGUUGGACCCUGCCAGAAGCCAUUGUGUUUCUGACAAGGCAGUUUCCGACCAGAAGGCGUUUUGCUACAGAUCCGUGUCAGCAGGUACAUGCUCCCUACCACUUUCUCAGCACAUCACCAAGCAAAUCUGCUGCUGCAGCCGUGUGGGCAAAGCCUGGGGAGAUGGGUGUGAUCGCUGCCCUUUGCCUGGAUCUGAUCAUUUCAAGGAGAUCUGCCCGGCCGGUCAUGGAUACACCUACUCCCGAUCUGAUGUGCAGAUUUCUCUGCGGCAGCUCGGGGAAGAUGAUCUUCAAAGUACUGGAUUGUCUUGGGAAGAGCAGAACCCUACAUAUCCUCAACUGCCAUCGUCCCAGCCUCAGGAUCCCAACUACCCACAGACUCCUCAAAUCCCCCAAUGGCCUGAAUACCCGGAGUCACCACAGCAACCUGUCACUCCACAGCAGCCCCCUCAUUCCUUUAUCCCAGACAGAGAAACACCUCAACAGCCUGAAGAUGUGGAAAUUCCAAGACUGCCAGCUGUUGUGACUGACUCACCAUUGAAAUAUCCAGAAGUUGAUCCAGACCCACCAGCCAAGUCUGAUCCAAAGGAAACAGCUCACACCGACUCAGUGGGUGUUGACAAGUGUGCUACCACCCCCUCCAUUUGUGGCCAUGGGAAAUGUGUUCCUGUGCAGACUGGCUAUACCUGCCAGUGUGAACCAGGAUUCAAACUCAGUGCUCUACAGACCAAUUGCAUAGAUGUGAAUGAGUGUGAGGAUGAUCCGUGCGAGGGAAAGGGCAGUUGUACCAACAGUUAUGGCUCCUACAAUUGUCAGUGCUUCAGCGGCUACAGCCAGGUGAUCACUCAGAACAGGAAGUUCUGUCAAGACGUUAAUGAGUGCAGCAUGCCCAACAAGUGCCAGAAUGGCCACUGUGUCAACACAGAGGGAUCUUACACCUGUGAAUGUGACAAUGGCUUUGCCGAAUCCUGGCGAGGCCUAUGUGAAGAUAUAGAUGAAUGCCAAGACCCCACUACAUGUCCAAGUGGUGGCUGUGUCAAUACUGUGGGCUCCUUUCUGUGCCAGAUCUGCAGCCCUGGCUUCAAGCCCAUCAGCAAUAGAUGUGUAGAUGUGAACGAGUGCCUGAACCAAAACAUAUGUGGCCGUGGAAGGUGUGUCAACAGUGAGGGCUCCUAUAGGUGCAACUGCUUCCAAGGAUACAAACUCACACUGGACAACGUAUGCCAAGAUGUGAAUGAGUGUCUGCUUCCGGGGGUGUGCCAACAUGGAUACUGUAGUAAUCUGGAGGGUACCCACAAAUGCACCUGUAAUCAGGGUUAUCAACCGACCUCGGACAGCAAAGCUUGUGAAGAUAUCAAUGAGUGCGCAUCUGGUAAAAGGUGUCCGGAAGGAAUUUGCAUCAACACGCCAGGUGCCUUCACAUGCCAAAGCUGUAAUCCCGGUUUUGAACCAUCUGCUGAUGGGCUGAGAUGUGAAGAUGUGGACGAGUGUUCUCAGGGUGACUGGUGUCUCGGUGGCGUGUGUGCCAACAAUGCAGGGUCUUACACCUGCACCAGGUGUAAGGUGGGCUACAGGGUGUCUGCAGACCGAAGGAGAUGCGAAGAUAUUGACGAGUGCCAGUCGCUGUCUACCUGUGCCAACGGUAUCUGUCUAAACUCAGAGGGCUCUUACACAUGUAAGAACUGCCCCACGGGCUACGCGGUGUCGUACGAUGGAGAACUUUGUGAAGACGUUGACGAGUGCGCGCUGCCCACUACGUGCCCCAGGGGAACAUGCACAAACACAGAGGGUUCCUUCACAUGUGUCAGCUGUCAGCCCGGUUACAAAGUCUCAGAGGAUGGACAACAGUGCGAUGAUGUGAAUGAAUGCUUGGUAGCUAACGUGUGCCCGGGCCAGCUGUGCUCAAACACCCUGGGAUCUUAUACCUGCAGGAGCUGUGGUUCCGGCCUGCAGCUGUCUGAGGACGGUUAUGGCUGCGAGGAUAUCAAUGAGUGCCAGACCCCAGGUUUGUGUCCCAACGGCAUUUGUACCAACACGCAAGGCUCCUUCUCAUGUAUGGCUUGUGACCCGGGCUUCACCGUGGCACCCAAUGGGCUCUCGUGUGAUGAUGUGAAUGAAUGUGAAGAUGCAGGUCUGUGUGUGGGAGGUCAAUGCACCAACACCAUUGGAUCCUACAUUUGUGCGUGCCCUCCCGGCCUGGAGCUGAUCGAUGGGACCUCCUGCAGAGAUAUCGAUGAGUGUUUGACCAUAGCAGGAAUCUGUGGAGAAGGACAGUGUCUAAAUACUGAGCGGUCCUACAUGUGUAUCUGUCCUGACGGAUACGAGACCCUUGACGGGCACAGCGGAUGCCGAGAUGUGGACGAGUGUAGCAAAGACAACGUGUGCUCUCGGGGUCAAUGCCUCAAUACUGAAGGGACUUUCAUGUGCUUAUGUGAAGCUGGAUUCAAGUACAGCGAGGACACUGCUGACUGCGAAGACCAGAAUGAGUGCAAGGAGUUUGGAACUUCGGUGUGUGGUACCUGGCGCUGUGAGAAUACCAUUGGUUCGUACCGCUGCUUCAUGGGCUGUCAGCCUGGCCUUGAAGGGGAAGACGCCACAGACUGCGACAUAGACGAGUGCCUCAACCAGACCAUCUGCGGGAGCCACGGCUUUUGCGAAAACACCGAUGGAUCCUAUCGCUGCGAGUGCGAUCUGGGCUACUCGAACCCACCCGGAGAUGCUAGCAAGUGUGUUGAUGUGAAUGAGUGCGAGAUGAGCUUGGCACUGUGCGGGGAGGCCCUGUGUGAGAACUUCGACGGCAGCUUCCUGUGCAUCUGCCCCAACGACAAUGAGGAAUUUGAUCCCACAACCAGCCGCUGCCGCUCCCUUGGUGACGCCGACUUAAAAACUCCCGCUCCUGCCGCCGCCUCUGCCGAGGAGAGGAAGGAGUGUUAUUACAACUUAAAUGACGCCAACUUCUGCGACAACGUUCUGUCCCGCAACACCACCAAACAAGAGUGUUGCUGUACUGUGGGCGCCGGUUGGGGAGACAACUGUGAAAUCCACGCCUGUCCUGCUCAAGAAGGAGAUGAUUAUCACCAGUUGUGCCCUCAUGGCAGUGGAUCCAUACCACUUCCUGCCUCCACAACUCAAAGUCAACAACUCUACAUAGAUGCAAAUGAGUGUGAAAUGUUUGGAUCAGACAUCUGUAAGAAUGGACAAUGUGUCAAUCUCUUCUCCACUUAUACCUGCUACUGUCGCUCUGGAUUCUACUACGACAACGUCAGGCUGGAGUGCGUGGAUUAUGAUGAAUGUGAAUUUGGAAAUUCCUGUAUGGAUGGAGCGUGCGUGAACACACCGGGCUCUUUCAACUGUUUCUGCAGUCCGCCAUUAGUGCUGGACAACACGCGGCUGCGCUGUAUAAGUGUCAACACAACUGAAGAAUCUGUGGAGUCUAACACCGAUGUGCACAUGGACAUCUGCUGGCAGCGUCUGGAGGGAGACAACGUGUGUUCGGAUCCCCUGCAGGGCCGCAGAACAACUUACACUGAGUGUUGCUGCCUUUAUGGAAUCGCCUGGAGUGGACAGUGUGCCUUCUGUCCUAGGAAGGACUCAGAGGACUACGCGGUCAUGUGCAACCUCCCUCUCCGCGGUGGUUCAGACAGUCUACGAGAGAGGCCGGGCUACGAAUACGGUGUCGACGGGCCAGAGGAUCCCGCGGAGCCUUUUGUUCCUUCGUAUUGGGACAACUACGGUGGCCCGGCGGGACCGUACAACGCACCCGCGAGCAUCCCUCUCUUCAACGAUAACGACUACAGCAUCCGACAGCCGCCUAUGCGAGUCCCCGUCCAUCGGCCCCGGGAGCACCAGCCUCGGCUAGUGGAUUCCUUCUCUGAGCGCUACGAUAGCUUUGAGGGUCUCCAAGCAGAAGAAUGCGGCAUUCUGAACGGCUGUGAAAAUGGACGUUGCGUUCGUGUGAGGGAAGGCUACACCUGCGACUGCUUCGACGGUUACCAGCUGGACCUAAACAAGAUGGCCUGCAUAGAUAUAAACGAGUGUGAGGACAUAAGCGACAAGGUGCCGUUGUGUCAGAACGGCCAAUGCAGCAACACGGAAGGAUCCUACAAGUGCACCUGCUUGCCCGGCUUCGUGGCCUCCGCCAAGCCACACAAAUGCAUCCCGGCCAUCCCGGAGGCAGCGCAUAAAGACACAGGGAACUGA
Molecule: messenger RNA, 6045 nt
Organism: Nerophis lumbriciformis (worm pipefish)
Lineage: Eukaryota; Metazoa; Chordata; Actinopteri; Syngnathiformes; Syngnathidae
Source: RefSeq, a predicted model, not a curated record